Aspergillus steynii IBT 23096 is the source of this 1687-nucleotide messenger RNA. RefSeq lists its product as uncharacterized. The record is from RefSeq and is a predicted model, not a curated record. NCBI's taxonomy places the organism in Eukaryota, Fungi, Ascomycota, Eurotiomycetes, Eurotiales, Aspergillaceae. The transcript has a single exon. The coding region runs from base 183 to 1334 and encodes 383 amino acids.
UCUCCACCGUCGUCUCCAUUCCCUUCUUUAACCCCUGUUCCUCCCUUUCCGUCUCCUUGUCCGUCACCUGUAUUGUCAAUCCCCCCUCUUCCCUUUCCCUAUAGUCAUACACUCUAGACCAUAUACCACUCAAUACUAUAUACUCCUGUCAUACUUGUACGCUAUCCCUAACGCAUUCCACAAUGCGUCACUUCGAUGCCUGGCUCCUCCGAGAUCCAUACUCCAUCAAUCACUACUAUCCCACCGGUCGUCGAUGGCAAGAGGCUGUCCGGGACUUGAUUCAAGAACGUAAGAUCUGCGCUCCGUCCGUCGACCUUCCGCUCUCCGUCUCAUCCUCCACUCCCGUCGAUCCCUAUGCCCGCCCCAUGGCCGACCAGGCGGCCUGCGGCCUGCUGCGCCGACUACCCACUGAGAUCCGCCUGAUGAUCUACGGGUACGUCUUCGGCGACGAGGCCGUGCAUCUGGUGCAGGUAAAGGACAAGAUCCGCCACGUCCGCUGCCGCCAGCCCGCCUCCUCCAUCGACAAGAACCGCCGCUGCUGUCCGGCCACCCAGGCACGCUGGCGGCUCUCCGCCGACGCCGCCAACCCUGGCAUCGGGCCCGGGACCAAGUCCGACAGCAUGCUGUACCCGCACACGCACCCGGCCCUGCCGUCGUCCCUGAGCAACUCGUCCCUGGCCCUGCUGCGGACCUGCCGCGCCGUCUACGCCGAGGCCGCCCAGAUCCUGUACGCCAACGUCGUCUUCGACGUGGACGACUUGAACACCUUCGUGGCCUUCUCCGCCAGCGUCGGCCCCGACAGCCUGCGCGCGAUUCGCCGCCUGACCGUCCAAUGGUCGCCCGUCUGGCAGCCCCUGGCCGGGAACGAACAGAAGACCUCCGUCUUCGCGCAUACCCACAACGACCGCCUCUGGACCCUGUUCUGGUCGCGCGUCGCCGCCCUCCGGGGCCUGGAGGAGCUGCAUCUGAGCCUGGACCUGGGCCGCUUCAGCGGCAAUCCCGUCGGCGGUCUCGUCGCCGGCAAGCAGCGCCUGCGGCUGGCCGUCGACGAGCCCUGGGUGGCGCCCCUGUUCUGCGUGCGCGGGCUGCGGUCGUUCGAGCUGGGCAUCACCGCGCGCUGUGACACCUACGCCAGACGGGUCCUGGAGGGCGAUCUGGUGCGCGAUGCGGGAGCUCUGCGUGACAACCUGCGGGCCAUUCUUUGCUCGCCCGCCGGCACCAUCCCGUUCAUCCCCGACGUGCAGUUGCAAUUGACGCGGCCGUGUGGGAUGGACGAGUCGAAUGGCGUUGCUGGGUCAAAGAUACGGCCUCGUCUGGCUAUCACGGCGGCCUAGGCGUCAGUUUCGUUCUCUGCCUCUUUCCCUCCACUCCUUCUCUUUUCAAUCAGCAUGGCUCUCGUCUUGGUUGAUAAAUUGGUCUUCCCUUUCCGAACCUAACCCCCUCUCCACCCAAAAGUGAACUUUGCAUUAUAGAGAUACCCCAUUUGAAUUUCAUCAGUUCCUUCUUGUCUUUUCUUCCCCCGCUUUAUCAAAUCUCCCAUACACGACCCUGCGCAAUCGAGUGAGUCUCUUUUUUUGACCAAAAGAAGUUCCAUGUCGAUGUCUUGGUUGGCAUGUGCAUCUAAAACAGAAAGAGAUGUUGAGUAGAUUAGAUGCGCGAGAAUAGAUUAGAUGAGAACCAAUUGCAU